ACUCAUAUAAACUACUCACUUUUCGAGCUCCAAAAAUAAUCCUUUCAAAGCUCGAUCAAUCACUAGCUCAUUUCAACAUCCUAAAACCCUAAAAAAGAAAGCGAAAACAAUGUCAACACCACCAACUGUAACACAAAUCCACCAUCUCCCACAAUCAACUUACAUCGAUUCCGUCCGUUUCCUGCCACCACUUUCAGCAUUCGAUCGAUACAUCAUUCUCGCAUCUUUCAAUUCCGAUUCCAACCAACCUUCUAUCCAAACCCAUUCCUUAAACCCUAAUCCAAACACCCCCUCACCAUCUCUUUCCUUAAUUUCUUCAUUCCCAUUACCUUCAAGAAUCACUUCUUUAGAAGUUUCACAAAAUACCCACCAAAACCCUUUAAUUGCUGCUUCCACUUUUUCCGGGUCGAUUCAUGUUUUGUUUCCCAACCCGGUUGAUGCCGGGUUUGAGUCAGAGGUUUCGGUCCCGGAGAAGGUGCUGCAUAAUGGGCCGGUUUCGGCUUUGGAUUUGCAGGAGAAUGGAUUGGGGUGUGUGAGUGUUGGAGAAGAUGGGAGGGUGAAUUUGAUUAGUGUUGGGGAUUCGGGUUUGGAUUAUAGAAGGGUUUUUGAUAGUAAAGGAUUGGUUUCAUAUAGUGCCGUGAAAUGGGGUUCGACUGUUGAGUUUGCUACUGGUGGAUUUGGGAAUUCUGUUCAGUGGUGGGAUCAGAGGAGACCCGGUGGGCCUGUUUCGCAACUUAAAAGCAACUGGACCCAAGGAGCUACUUCCGGGAUUGUGCAUUCUAUUGAUAUUCAUCCAUCACGAAAGCACACAUGUCUGACAGGAGGCUCUUAUGGUACUGUAUUUGCAUGGGAUCUUCGAAGGCCUCAACAGCCGAUAGUUCUUUCAGGAAUCGAUACUAGUGAGACAACGCCUUGUAUAUCUGAAAGUGAUGUGUGGGAGGUUCAAUAUGACACUUUUAUGAGCGCUUCAAAUCAUGCUAAUAUCUCAUCUGAACGUGUCUUACCUGCCAUGAUAUGCUCUGAAGACGGUAUUCUUGCUGUUAUUAAACAAGGUGAAGAACCUAAUGAGUUACUGGCUGAAAACUGUGCUAUCAACAGCUUUGACAUUGACCGACAAAACCCCUCAGAUGUGAUAUGCAGUUUGGAGUGGGAGUCCAUUGCUAUCUUGACGAGAGCAUAGCUUUAGAAGGUCAUUAUGAAGUAACUCUGUCAUUCUUUUUUUAUAUAUUAGUAUGUUUGAUGAAGUUGAAGGGGAUUCCCAGUAACUCUUGUAACUAAUAGAUUCGUUAAUCAUACUGAAUAUUUGUUGGCAUAAUUGACCAUAGGCAAGAAUGAAAUAUCCUUAUUUUCUAAA
Messenger RNA from Erigeron canadensis, 1354 nucleotides. RefSeq names its product nuclear pore complex protein NUP43. Gene Ontology annotation, cellular component: nuclear pore outer ring. Gene Ontology annotation, molecular function: protein binding. The record is from RefSeq and is a predicted model, not a curated record. NCBI's taxonomy places the organism in Eukaryota, Viridiplantae, Streptophyta, Magnoliopsida, Asterales, Asteraceae. Bases 110 to 1180 code for a protein of 356 amino acids. The transcript is spliced from 5 exons.